Molecule: messenger RNA, 4836 nt
Organism: Pomacea canaliculata
Lineage: Eukaryota; Metazoa; Mollusca; Gastropoda; Architaenioglossa; Ampullariidae
Product: G-protein coupled receptor GRL101-like
Exons: 1
Coding region: 1450-4254 (934 amino acids)
Biological process (GO): G protein-coupled receptor signaling pathway
Cellular component (GO): membrane
Molecular function (GO): G protein-coupled receptor activity; protein binding
Source: RefSeq, a predicted model, not a curated record
CGUAGACGCGAGUACACGCAGAAAAGGGUAAAGCAGUCUCAAUGUAAAGCACGAAUCGUUUUUACAUGUCAUGUGAUCGUAAUAAAUAAAUGAGCUCAAUGGUAAGGCAUGUUUUGCAGCUAUCUUUUCGAAAAUGAUUAUGGCCUCAGCAGAUUUAAGUGUGGCAGCCUGUGGGCACAUUUUACGUACUUUGGUUUUUACAGUCUGGGCAAGUUAUCGGUCAUCAUUUGCUGUUGACAGUUCGAUACAAAAAACAACUGAAUGGCUCAGCCAAUCACAGACCAGCUACUUUCAAAACGAAAGUUUACCAAAGAAUCCUAUGGAAAUGUCAUACACUUCCUUAAGGAGCAAUGGUGUAACACUCGGGUACACUGAAAAACACUUGGUAAAUGUAAGUGAUGGAUUAACCUACAAUAGAAGCGUACCAUCAGAAGGUUAUGCGAAUGUUACAGUAAGGUCUAGCAUUAUUAGUGACAUACAUACUACAAGCCUAGAAAACUAUGUGUACGAUAAAGAAACAACAAUUUUUUACUUCGACCUCAACAAAUGCUCAGACAACGAGGUCUUUCAUUUUCCUAGUGUUAGAGGUCAGAUCCGAUGCAGGUCUGGAGGAGAUAAUCGCACUAGAACAAAAACUCAGUGUCAGUGGACUAUUAGGGUACCUGAUGGUUAUCUGGCGUCCAGUUCAGUGAACUUUCGCAUGAAUACGUGCUUUACAGAUGUCAGGGUAACUGUCCUCAAUAAUGUCAAAGGCUGUGAGCAGUUAUUAUUCUGGUGUAAGCUUCCAACAACAACCACUGCUUUAGCUAUGAGUGGUUCUAAUCAGCAAAUCUUCAGUUUUACCGACGAUCUGACGGAGGCACAUCGCAUGGUUGAGUUUAUAGUUCAGGUGCAAGCUGUCCCAGUAAAUGACAACGUUUUACUUACACUUCCAAUGACGUUUACUUCCCCAAAGUCUGGAUCCGUGACGUCAUAUAGGUUUGAAGAUGGGAGACAGUUUCCGUGUGGUACAAACGCUACGCGCCACAUCGUUGCUCCAGAGGGUCACGUGAUGAUGAUAAGUUUUCCACUAGUGUAUCUUGGAAUGAAAACUGCUUCUGUGCUGACCUUAUACAAUGUCAGCAAGACCGGGUCUUUAAAACGUUUAGAAAUAGUGUAUGAUAUAUUUAAAGGCCCUACUUUUCUUGAAACAAGUCUACUGCUGCAUCUACAAGCAAAACUUCCACGUGACGAUGGCGGAUUUAAGAUGCUUUUUUCUUUUCACCUUACAACUGAGGCCCCAAGAAUGUUGACUAGCGGCUUGUGGGAUUGUUCUGUAUCCUAUUACAACACUUUUAGACAACACCUGGAGUGCAACCUGGAGCCGGAGUGCCAAGGAGGAGAGGACGAAGGACCUCACUGUCCUUACAGUAGUGCCGCCUGUAACGGCUCUGUUUCCGUGGGUAACAAAUGUUACGAGUAUGUACAAUAUACCCGGGCGCGUCCGAAGAAUGUAGAAAACGGGGAGGUUAUAUAGCGACUAUAAAAUCUCGAGAGGAAUGGGCUGCGUUUUUAAAACUCUUCCAAUAUGGAAAAAGACGAAGCACCGCAAUGAUCGGCCUUCGGCCAUCUAGAACAGACUGGCCAAAAUACUACAAGUACGCGCUAACAUGGGCAGACGGCACAGUGUCUUACGAAACCAACACCACGCAGGAGUAUUUCAAAGAACUUUCUAGGCGUGUCUGUGGCGUUUAUACCUAUGUACGUCCUAUGCGUGUUAUUCUCGUGGAAUGUGUCAAUUCUGUAAUAAAUAAUACCAUUUGUGAGUAUUUUGUUCAUCAGCAAGUGACCAUGCAAGAUCAAAUUAUAUUCCCCGAUAUCUUAGAUCCCAUGACUCUAUGGAAAAGACUUGAAAAUGUGUCUGUCGUGCAGUGUCCUGGAGGUCACGUUACGCACACAUUUUCUCUGUGUGAUGUGAAAUCAUUCUGUGGGAGAACAAAGCUAUCUGCUUCCUGCAUGACUAGAAAUAGUGUAGGAAUUUCCGUGGAGACUGAAAUGUUUGUCUGCGACGACCAUCUCGCUAUACUGCCCUACACUCUGGUGUGUGACUUCAGGCCUGACUGCUUGGACGGGUCUGAUGAGAAUUUUUGUCAACACGAUAGUAAGUGCCAAGAGUUCACUUGUCGUAACGGACAGUGCAUUCCAAAUACAUAUUACUGCGACUUGUAUAAAGACUGUUGGGAUGGUUCCGACGAAGAUUGUUUGUCUGAUUUCAUUUACGAAUAUCCACCAAAGCAAAGAUUGUUUGCUCCAGCUGUGGUUUAUUUUGACGGACAAGGUGAGUUUUAUCAAAUACCCAUAUCGUCUUCUGAGCCAUGUCCACAAACACACUUCCGGUGUGCAGGUGAGUCUGCUUACUGUCUGCCCGUGUACGUGCGCUGUAACGGUGUGUACGACUGUCCGUCCCACGAGGACGAGGAGGACUGUCAGCGAUACACGUGUCCGGGCUUCUAUCGCUGUCGUGGAUCCAGUGUUUGUGUCCAUCCCGACAACGUGUGCGACGGCUGGCCACAGUGUCCGCAACACGACGACGAGGCGUUCUGUGGACUGCGCUGUCCUGAUGCCUGCUUUUGCCAAGGCCUAGCCUUUGUUUGCGAAAGAUCUUUCAUAGCAAAAGAUUACCCUGAAAUGCGUUACUUAGAUGCAUCAGGCUCAACCAUGACUCUUUAUGAUGUGAUUUCUAAUUCUUAUCUUGUUUGGUUAUCGCUAGCCUCGUGUAGUUUAACAAAUGUUGAUUACAGUGAGCUUCCAAAUCUUCAGGUUCUGGAUCUUAGUGACAAUAAAAUAUUAGCUGUUGAUUUAAGUACUUUUCAUUUAUUAACAAAUCUGAAACGAUUGCGCCUAGCUGGAAACCCUAUCAUCUCGUUAAUAAACAGUGGUUUCACUCCAAAUCAUGCUAAUCUGCAGAGCCUGGAUGUGUCGCGAUGCUUGCUGACUUCAUUUGACAGUAAAAUAUUUCUUGAGUUUCCAAACAUUAAUUCAUUAAAUAUGUCUUUAAAUGGCAUUGACAUUAUUACAGACAAUAAGUUUACCUACCUCCCAAGACUUGCACAAGUCGAUGUAAGAAAAAACUCGUUGAAGAUAUUUCCUAGAGAAGUGUUGAGUAACGCACAAAACCUUCACACGGUCUUCGCGGAUAAUUAUAAACUUUGCUGCAAACAAAACCUUCCAAACUUGUUUGAUAGGAAAUUCUGCUUUGCUCCAGAAGAUGAGAUUUCGUCCUGCGACGACCUUUUGCGUUCUGACAUAUACCGAUCAUUUUUAUGGUUGUUUUGUGCUUUGUCGAUAUCAGGAAAUGUUGGCAGUUUUUUAUUCCGGCAGUUUUUUCACAGGCGUCACCUUUCCUCUGGAUUUGGGGUAUUUGUUACUAACCUAAGUGUAUCGGACUUCCUGAUGGGAGUUUAUCUGGCAAUUGUUGGGGGUGCGGAUGAAACUUACCGCUCCACCUACUUGUGGAACGAUGUCCAGUGGAAAGUCAGCACGACGUGCAAAGUGGCCGGCUUUGUGUCUCUCAUGUCCAGCGAGGUGUCGGCCUUGAUUAUCUGUCUCAUAACCAUCGACCGUUUUAUCGUUCUCCGCUUUCCGUUUAGCAAGUUCCACUUUGAGAGCUGGUCGGCCUCAUGGUCUUGUGGACUUGCUUGGAUUGUUGGGUUCAUACUGGCGGCCGUUCCUCUAUUACCAUUUCUCUCCGAGUGGGAGUUUUAUAGUCAAAAUAGCAUCUGUAUUCCGCUUCCGAUAACAAGAAAUUUUUUUGUAGGCCGUAGCUAUGCUUUUGGAGUUAUGAUCAUCUUCAAUAUGGCCCUCUUUAUCGUCAUAGCAGUGGGUCAGAUCUGCAUCUACUGGUCAGUACGAGUAAAUUCAAUGAAAGCAAACACCACUAAGAAAUCGAAAGAUAUCAUCAUAGCUCGUCGCCUGGCCACUGUCGUAGUGUCUGACUUCCUGUGCUGGUUUCCAGUUGGAAUGGUCAGCAUCAUGGCAAGUUUGGGAAUCCCAGUUCCGGGUGAGGUCAGCGUAUUCAUGGUCAUCUUCGUGCUGCCUUUGAAUGCGUCCCUCAAUCCCUUUCUGUACACGUCCAACCUCGUGCUAGAGAAGUGGAGAGAAGCAGAAGAAGCACGUCUGUUAAAAAGUUUGAAAACACAGCUUUCAUCACAGAGGCAGGAGAUAAACGUCUGUGAGAUGUCAGGACAAGAUACCUCGAUAAGUAAUGUCGAUUAGAAGAGCAGAACCUACGUAGGAUGUUUACCGGAUGCGAUGGAAGAUGUGUUAGUCAUUUUUAUUCUUGACCGUCCCACUCUUUUUACCAGCUGUCACUUCAAGGGACUGCUCGGCGUGUUUACAUGACCAAAUUAAAACAACAAAGGAUAAAAACGGAACAAAAAAAAAAAAAGAUGAAAAAAUUACUUUUUUGUCAAAUCAUUAUGUGUACAAUAUUUCACAAUGAGUAAAACGCGCACGUGUGAGCGUGCGUGCUUGUGCGUGCUUGUAUGUGCGCGCGCGUGCGUGUGCGUGUGUUGUUCUGAAAGUGUAAAAAUAUUACUCUGUUUAUAAAGUCGAGGCUAGCUUACUGUAAAAUUGUGAUCACUUCAUCCGAGCUAAUUUUUUAAAAUUCUCCAGCGAUUAUUUCUAAAGAAACUGAAGAAAAUUGUUGGAAAUGAUCGAGAAGCAGAAGGGUUGUGAUGUAUUUAAAUUCGACUUUUAUUGCAUUACUUCUAUUGAAUGCGUUCUAUCUCUCUCUUCUCUCUUCUUUCUGUGUUGAUGGGUGGGUGUGGAUGUUCUCUAACCAUAACGGACAUUGCA